This is a messenger RNA of Chaetura pelagica (chimney swift), 627 nucleotides long. RefSeq names its product glutathione S-transferase kappa 1 (gene GSTK1). The transcript is spliced from 8 exons. Gene Ontology annotation, molecular function: glutathione transferase activity; glutathione peroxidase activity. The coding region runs from base 1 to 627 and encodes 208 amino acids. NCBI's taxonomy places the organism in Eukaryota, Metazoa, Chordata, Aves, Apodiformes, Apodidae. Gene Ontology annotation, cellular component: peroxisome; mitochondrion. The record is from RefSeq and is a predicted model, not a curated record. Gene Ontology annotation, biological process: glutathione metabolic process.
AUGCAGACAAAUGAGCUCGUGCUUUGUCGGUAUCGGCACAUCUGGAAUAUUGAUCUGCGCUUCCGUCCGGCCUUCCUGGGUGGCAUAAUGCAUGAAACAGGUAACAAGCCCCCAGCAAUGUUGCCAAAGCGUGGAGAAUACAUGCUGAAGGAUAUGAAAAGGAUGGCAAAAUACUACCAAGUGCCUCUAAAAGUUUCAGGAGAUGACUUCAAACGUAUCCUUGGUACAAGCACUCUUGGGGCCAUGCGUUUCCUCACAGCCAUUGAUAUGACACAACCACAGUACCUGGAAACUGUCUCUAGAGAGUUCUGGGCACGUUUUUGGUCACAGCAUGAAGAUAUCAGUGAGACGGACAGUAUAGUGGCUGUUGCAGGACAAGCUGGGCUGUCAUCAGAGGUCACCCAGCAGCUACUUGAAAUGAUUUCAUCCCCUGCAGUGAAGAACCGACUGAAAGAGACAACAACGGAAGCAAUAAAAUACGGGGCCUUUGGGAUGCCUGCUGUUGUGGCACAUUAUAAUGGGGAACCUCAUCUCUUUUUUGGCUCUGAUCGUGUAGAGCUGCUAGGCAGCAUGAUAGGUGAAAAAUGGCUGGGACCUGUUCCAUCAGUUCCAAGUGCCAAGAUGUGA